Paramecium primaurelia is the source of this 669-nucleotide messenger RNA. NCBI's taxonomy places the organism in Eukaryota, Ciliophora, Oligohymenophorea, Peniculida, Parameciidae. The record is from the annotation of a GenBank genome assembly.
AUGAAAGGCAUAUUGUCUCGUUAAUCCAGCUUAUCAAAUAUCAAUCAUAAUGUAAAUUAAGCAUUAGGAAUAUCAUCUCAAUAUGAUUUUGAAAAAGGCAUCCUUGUUAAUGUACCUGUUGAUUUGCCAGAAGUCAAGAAAAAUAGUCAUUAAAAAUUGCCUAGAUUAAUGAGAAAAGAUUAGAAACUCUAGAAAUUUUUCGUACUUAAUCCUAAACAAUAAAUCAAAUCUAAUGAUAGAAGUAAAACCAAAAGAUUAAUUCCCUAUUAACUUAUUAAAGUAGAACAUCCUCCAAUAGGCUAUUAUAAACUUAAUGAAAGUUCUCUAGUAAAUAAAUCUGUUGUAGAUAUGAGUAAAUAACCUACUGCUCGAAUACCUAUAAGAAAAUACAAAAGUAAAAGUAUUGAUUAAGAACCUUAAAUCCCUCUACCAUAAUUAUUGGAUGAGCCAAAAAAAAUUCAAAAACCUCGAAUUACAGAACUGUCUAAUCUUAAAUUAUAAGAAUGGAUAUAAAAAGAAUUAGAAUAAUUAAAAGAUGCUAAAAAAUUAUAAUAAACAACUUAUAAAGGAUUUAUGGCAAAUGAGAAAGAAAAGAGCGAUAAUUUUCAGAGACUAUUUGAAUUAACUUCUCUAAAAUUAAAAAAUUCAUAUGUAAAAUAUUUUUUCUGA